AUGUCUGGCUUCAUGCGCCGUCCUCAACAAACCUGGAACCCGCUCGGCUCCUCCCCCGAACCCUACGAAUACCACCAAACAUCACACAACUGGCGCGACAGUGACCUACACGACAUAGGUCUGGGAAUCUCCAGCUCAGAGGGCGAGAGAAUCCCCAGACACAAUCCCAACCAACCCUCAAUUGACAGCGAUGCGACCAAAGUCCCAACCCCGCAAACCACGUCCCCACAUGUAUCCUGCGCCAAUCGAAGGACGGUGCUCCAGAAACGACUCUCAUGGAUUCCCAUCACGAUCUUUGUGCUUGCGCUCUAUGCGACCGUCUGGUCGGGGAUUUACCUGGCCAUCGCCCUGUGGAAGCCAAGAUGGCCCAAGGUCUCGAGCGACGGGCCGUUGAAACCCGAUGACGCGGACACGAUAAGUGCUGCUAUUGCGAAAUCUAUCGAAUUGUCCUAUGUGACGGUCUGCGUGGCUUUUCUGGGCCAGGUCCUCAGUCGCCGGGCGUUGAUGACGGGGUCGCGCGGGAUCAGUAUCUCGGAUAUGAGUAUGAGGGCGUGGAUCAUGCAACCGGGAUCCAUGAUCGUGCACUGGGAGACAGUGCGGUAUUCGGCGCUCACUUUUCUCGGCGCGACGGCCUUGACUGCGACAAUUGUCUCUACGUUCUAUACAACGGCUGCUCAGGCUUUGGUUGCUCCGAAUCUCUCUAUGGGCCCAGUGGAGUCAAAAGUUCUACAAGGGAAGGUUGCAGCUUCAUUCGCCCAUCCAGGGUACAUCCCCGCGAAUUGCAAAUCGCCCACCCCCUGGGACCAGGACCGUUGGGCACGCAACACCACCUGUAUCCAAAUUGAACAUAGUGGCCAUUCCUAUCGCAACUACCAAAAAUGGCUCACCACAUGGGUGGACACGAUUAAUGGCGACAACGAAACAUCAUCUGAUUUGAAGAAGCGGCCUGCGCCCAGUGGCUCCAUUUGGGACAAUACCACCAUCACGGGGAGCUGGAUCGAAACCCAAGAUGUCACAGCUCUAUCAGAGAAAUAUGGCAGAAUGGUCAUCAAUGUCACAAUGGCUAUGCCACACGGAGGCAUUCCCCUCGCAGCAAUCAAUCCGAAAAAUGGCAUCAAGCAACCGCGAGGCGCCACCGGCGAAGGCAAAUAUGACAUCGAAGCAUCUGUGGCAUCUCCAGCCGUCAACGUCAUUUGUGCAGGAAUGGAUAAGGAAGACCUCGCGCCCCUGGUCUUCACAACCUUCCCCCAAGGUGACACUUUCGUCGCCACGAACUGGACGACGAUGUCACAAUCUAUAUUCCCGAAAUCCUCCAUGCUGAACAGAACAAUCGUCGAUGACCUCUUCGAAAUUGGCCCUAAAUAUGGCCAAUUUCCACCCAUCUUCGGCAAAUACCCUGAACCCUAUAACACAAUUCUCAAUCAGACGAUCCUAAACGACCCUCUUCCAAAUGAUCCCAGUGGCAAUGCAUCCACCCAGUUCUCGAUAUACCUUCUCGGCGCAACAGCAGCAAACGAUAAACCACCCUACAUAAUGUGCGGACUCCGCGCAAAGCUCACAGGUCACUGCUCGACCAAAUUCCACACCGAAUCCAGCGGCGCAAGUCUCACCUCGCAUUGCGACGAUCCCAAGAACGACCUACAGUACAAUCGCCAGCAUCCCGACAUGAGAGAAGGAGAGUGGAAAACAGACUGGAAGAACGUUGCUUCAGAGUGGGCGAACUCGCUAAGUCUCGGCGCAGGCAUCACAGAUGGCGCGGCAAGCAAUGCCCGUCUUCUAAUGCAGUUGUUGCCACGAAGAUACGUCAAUGGGACAUACAAGCUUGAUCCGAAGAUGCCCAGCAUUGCGGAAGCACUGGCCGUUAUGGCCGGGAGUACGCUUAUACUCAGCACCCAGGACGCGCCAUUCUACCAUGAUUGGAAUUAUACGAAAAAGACAGGAUUCAUUCUUGAUCCGCCUGUGUAUGAGCGAUUCAAUGCAACGGUGCAGGAGAUCGGGUAUGCGUCUGGCGGGGCGAAGUGGCAGGGUGUAUUCUAUGUUGUUUUGGUAUUUGCUUUCUUGACGAGUGCUAUUUGUUUGGUGUUUAUGAUUGUCGAAGCACGAGGACACCAAGUGACUGAUUUCACGGAGCCGCAGAACCUAUUCGCCAUUGCUGUGAAUAGUCCGCAGAAUUCGCGGUUGGCGGGGGCAUGUGGGUGUGGGCCUUGUGGGACGCAGUUGAAGGAUCGGUGGUUUAUUGGGAUGGAGGAGAAUGAUGAGCAUUAUUAUAUUGGCACGAAGGGGGAGGAGAAGCCUUUGCUUCAGGGGACGCCUGAGAUAUUGGGUGAAGAGAUGUUGAGUCCGGUUGUUGAUGAGUUCAGGAGGGUUUCGAAGAGGAACUCUGUUCUGGGGAAACUGUACUGA
This is a messenger RNA of Penicillium olsonii, 2403 nucleotides long. NCBI's taxonomy places the organism in Eukaryota, Fungi, Ascomycota, Eurotiomycetes, Eurotiales, Aspergillaceae. The record is from the annotation of a GenBank genome assembly.